GUUCAUGGCAUAUACAUCAUGGUUAAAAAUGUAGAUAUGUAGUGGAACCUACAAAUUCAAAUGUCACCUGAGGUUUUGGGGGAAAAUGUCGUUUGUGUUUUCACAUUACUGGAUGUAUUAGUGUGAGCGAGCUCUUCUACUCCUGAAUCGCUGCACACAAAAGGGUGAAAAUGUGUCGAAACAUGCACCCCUACUGCAUUGCUGGCGCUUAUUUUCCUGACAAAUACACCACAUGGUGGUGCUGUUAUUAAACCCCAUAAGUCGACUGACUUUCAGAUAGAAUUUCUCACACAGCUCUGCAAAUAAAACUAACACAAAAUUUGGUACACACUUUUAGGGGACUGACAAGCACGUGUAUAGAAUUUCAGCAGGAUUGAUUGAAAUAUCAUGUAUAUGUUAUCAGUAGUGGUUUUGGAGAAUUAAAUUAUGGAUUAAAACGGUUGAUAUUUGUCAUUCAGCCCGAAAAGUAGGAGUGGCUAGUAGUUAAUGGCUGUCACUCACUUGCAGCUCAUGCCAUCGUGUGCGCACGUAUAAACGUACACUCAGUCUCAGAGCAGCUCAAGUCACCUUUUCCUGCACGUGUUAUGUGGGGUGUGCCUUACAUAUGCUCUGAGCAGGAAGAGGGCAGGAUAUAGUAAGUUUGAACGCUAGCGCCCUCAGUGCAGUACAUAACAAUGACAGACAGCACCUUUAAUGAGCCUGUGAUUCCAUUUAAUCUUCAUCUGCGGUUCAAUUUAACUGGACUUGGGAAAUUCUUGCUGUGUGCUUUUGCGAUAAGGUAAUCGCUGAUGUGGGUCACCUUCACUUUACCCUCCACCGAUUAACACAUUUUAUCCUCCAUUGGGUCUUACCGUUCGCUUUUCGUCAGUCGCUCAUCAGUUUCUCAGCUGUGACUGAUAGAGGACAAUGCGUAGUGGCUUCGACUGAAUGAAUGGUAUGUCUGCAGGGAGAUUCAAAAGGACAGAGCAGUCUGAAUGGAAAGCACAUCCAAAUAAAAAGGCUUUUGUUUUAGGCUUCUUAUUAUAAUCUGAGGAUGUGUGUGUAGUGUGACUCUUUUUAUUUUCCUUGGUGUCCAGGAUUUAACAAGAACAUCAACAGAAUGUAUGACUGUACUAAGACGUGUGUGUGUGUGUGUGUCUGUAUGUACCUUUUUUAAAUACACUAAGUCCCCAACUAACGAACACAAUUGGUUACAGACGACCGUUCGCUAGUCGAGUCGUUCUUAAGUAGGGGAAAAGGUAAUAGUACCAAUGGUAUGGGUACUAGAUGUACGUGUAUACAUAUACAGUAUAUGCGUAUGUAUGUAAAUACGAGUUUGGAUGCAGUAGUAAUAAUUAAUGAAAAAAAACAAAACGUAAUGAUAAAUGUUAUUUACCUUUGAAGAGGAGUGGUCGAGCAUACGUCGUUGGUGGUGGAGGAGGAGGCGGAGAUAUUGAAAAAAGGACAAAUCGUGUCUUUAGACUCUUCUAAAAGAGGUAGUGUUCCGUGGGUGGUGUAGAAUUAUAAGCAGGCCUAUUAACUCUUCGUAAACUUUAAUCACAAGCUGUGCCAGGUUGCAUGCUCAGCUCCAAUUUAGCUUUUCUUCAGUCUCCUCCCACUGGUCUUAAUCGCCUGUUGGUCCUAUUAGCAGUGUCACAGUGCCCUCUACUGGUCAAGCAUGUGAAAUAUGGACUUAAAUAUAAAUAAUGAUGGGCUGGCUUAUAAGGCAAAACGCAUGAAAAUAUAGACCAGUCGGCUUGUGUUUGUAUCUACGAGUGUUCGCACGUCGGAUGUUUGUUAGUAGGGGACUUAGUGUAGUAAGGAAAAGUCACAGUAGAUUCUAAGUUGUCAUGUACGGUACAUUACCGGUUCUGGGACAGACAUUAAAGAGUUACCAAAUCAAUUGCAUAGCAUGGGUUGCCAGUGCCACCUGCAUGUCAUGGAACACUAGUAACCCUUUUUGAUCCCUCAGGUCCACCGCACUUUGCACUGAGAGUGCAUCAAGGCAUUUCUUGUAACUGAAUUAAUAAUUUCGCAACUACAGUCAUCCUUCGUUUAUCAUAGUUAAUUGGUUCCGGACCCGACCACGAUAAGUGAAUUUGAAGUAGAAUUCAUUAUUAAUAAAUUGAAUAUUUUCGUAGUUAGACCAUAGAAAGCCUAUUUUUUUGUGCCAUUAUUGGAGCCCUGUAGACAUGAAAUAACACCCCUACAGUCACCUUUACACUCCGAUCAUUCUUUGUUUACACCACAUUGCUAAUACGCAGGCUACUGUAUCACUGCAGGGACUAUGCUUUUUGUUAGCGAGCUAAGUAGUUAGCCUCCAAUUUAUGUAUUUUUUGUAAACGUAAGAAAGAGUUUCAAAUAGAGUGGGGAAGAAGGAUAAAGUAAGAAGCCAAAAACUUACCACUUCCACAUGGAAUGAGAGAACCUUUUUCACUUAUAUCUUGUCGGACAUGUCAUGGAUGUGUGAAGGUGUCAUGUCUCAUCAAUAUUUUGUGUCAUUACUGACACCUAGUGACCAGAAUACCAUGUAUGACUUGUCUUUCAAUAUUAUUUGACUAGUAGUGGGCCAUAAUCAACCACGAAAAUGCAAUAAUGUAUUUAUUAAUUAAUGAAUUUUUCAAAAACCGCGAUAGAGUGAGGGAGCGAUGUUCCAACCACGAUGUAGUGAGGGAUGGCUGUACUACUACUACUACUACGUUCGGAGGAACCUUGAAUUUCGUUGUUAUUUUGUUCUAAAAGGUAGACGAAAACCGAAAUGUACAAAAAACUACUAACUUUUUUCCAUAGGAAAUCAUGCAAUUCCAAUUAAUCUGUUUCAGACACCCAGAAAUAUGAACAAAAAACACAUUUUCUAGAAAGUAAUUAUAAUUUUACAUGCAGAAAACGAUGCAAAAUAUUGUACAUAUACAUGAUCAAUGAAAUUGAUGAAUGAACAUUUAAUAUCACUUUUACCUUUAUUCAAGACAGAGAUGAGUGGAAGGAGGGUGGGAGGUAGACACAAGAGCCACAGGGACGCUAUUUGACUCUCAUCCAUUCCAAACAUUAAAGAGUGGGAGGAUGGUUAGAGCCGUAUACUUGCUCAUUUGAAUUUUACUGUAAAUUUCAGCAGCAGGUACAGUCACCCUUACUGUAUUGUGUCUCUUUUAAACUGUUCCCCCUGCAAUCUGUGUUAAGAAAUGUUUAUAAUCCUACAUUACAUUUCACUUUUAUUGUAGCAGAUGCUACCUUUUGUACUUUUAAUAUGAGUUAUUUCUUGCCUAUUAUUUCUCCCCUACUUUAUCAAAGUAUUGGUACUUGCAACUUUCUUUGGCCCAAUGGUGGGGUUAUUUUGCAACCAUAAUAAAAAAAAAAAGUGAAUGCCUCCCCAGCACAGCUUUUGUCCAAGGAAGAAAGGAGAAAAUGACUUCUUCAUCGUUCUGUGUGCGUUCUAUGAACAGUUAAAGCACCCACACGCACAUAAUAAAGAUGAUUAAAGGAUUCCCUGGCCGGAAUCUGUCUGUAGUGUCCCUAUUCUAAAAGAACCACUGUCCAUUCUUCACAGAGACUAAGUUACCAACGCGCGGGUGCUUUGUUUGGGCACUGUUUGGCCGUAUAAUAACUGAGACAGUUUACAAAAACAGACUUAUUUUUGGCAAUAAUUUUGGUUGAAAACCGGGGCAUACAAUAACCAAGGUUGCACGAUUAUUUUUUCUUGAAUGAAGACACAUCUUUCAGUGUUUAAAACUGUCCAUUGUAUAAAUAAGUGAAGCUGGCCAAACAAGUUUAAUGAUUUACAGUAUCUGCUUUACUUUAAAUCCACUCCAGCCUGUAAGUGUGUAUCAAAAUGUUUUUUUUUUUUUUUUAAUUAAAGCUAGACUCUGAAAAUUGGAGUUUAGCCAGUCUAUCAGGGCCGCCAAGGAUAUUUUCUUUGUCUUUGUCAUAAUACCCUUGGCUGUACAAAUUGGUUGCUGUAUAAGACUGUAAAAUAUCACGUAAGUCAUAAGAGACGGAUGUUCCUCAGGUCUGACUUCCAUUUAGUGAAUUUCCAUGAAGCAGCAUUUCUCUUCAUGCCUGUGUUUUGGGGGUUUGUGUGUGUUGCAAUUUGCAGCAUUUUACUUUUGCAUUUUUUUUUUAUCCUGCAGCUUUUAUGUGAUUUGCAGCAUUUUUAAUUUUCAGCAUUUUUCCAUGUGUUUUAUGGUGUUUGUGCAUUUCUGGUUUUGGAGCGUUUGGAUUUUGCUGCGCGUUGCCCCUGUCAGCCACCGUAGGUAACAGUUUAAACAUGCACACGACACCAACAGGUCUUUGUUGUGGUAACUGGCAACUGUUACAGCAACAACAGUUUGUAGGUGUUGUUGAAGUGUGGCGCUUCAAUCAUUAGCUUUGACAUUACGUUGAGAAAAGUGUCUUGAAAACUAGUUUUAGUAGUGUUUGCAUACGACAGGAUAAGGGUAAACAUAUAGCAGGUUGAAAAGUGGUAGAAUAAAAGCAUAGGCUGGUCAUGACAUAAGGAUGGUUGGUUAAAAAAGGAGUAAGGAGAUUAGUAGGAUGCUAUUAGACCAGUGAAGUAGAAAUACAGUGGUGUGAAAAAGUGUUUUCCCCCUUCCUGAUUUCUUUUUUUUCAUGUUUGUCACAUUUAAAUCUUUCAGAUCAUCAAACAAAUAUUAGUCAAUAACAACACAACUAAACACAAAAUGCAGAUUUAAAUGAAACGUUUUAUUGUUAAGAGGGAAGAAAAUUCCAAACCUACAUGGCCUUGUGUGAAAAAGCCCCCUAAACCUAAUAACUGGUUGGGCCACCCUUAGCAUCAACAAGUGCAAUCAAGUGUUUGUGAUAACUUGCAAUGAGUCUCUUACACUGUGAAAGAAUUUUGGCCCACUCAUCUUUGCAGAAUUGUUGUAAUUCAGCCACAUUAGAGGGUUUUCAAGCACGAUCCCCCUUUUUAAGGUCAUGCCACGGCAUCUCAAUAGAAUUCACUCCACUCCAAAGUCUUCAUUUUGUUUUUCUUCAGCCAUUCAAAGGUGGACUUGCUGUGGUUUGGAUUAUUGUCCUGCUGCAGAACCUCAAGUUUGUUUCAAAAUUGCAUUUUGUGUUCAGUUGUGUUGUCACUGACUAAUAUUUUUAUUUGUUUGAUGAUCUGAAACAUUUACAGUAAGUGUGACAAACAACAACAAAAAAAAAAAUUCAGGAAGGGGGCAUUUUUUCCCACCACUGUAUAUUGUCGGAAGUAGGACUAAGCAAGAGGGAAUAGUGUUAAGUGUAUGCCGGUAAGCUUGUCAUUUCCCAUCUGGAAGAGCAUGACGUGCAGUGGAAUCGGUCCUGCCUCUUUAUCUACUACGUCACAGCAGAGCUGAGCAGAGCAGUACUAUCCUGAUGCUGAAAGCACAAGAGGAAGACUUCACUGCCAGACACCAGCUGCUGCAUCUUAUUACCGGACCUUUUGGAUUUCUUAUUGCCAGGACAAAUGACAUCUCAUUAAACUGAUUGAACAGUCACACCGUUGGUUUUUUUGUUUUUUUUUCUGGAAGAUGCUGUCGCUCAGGAGGUCAAGUUUAUUACUGAUGGGACCGAAAAGAUUGAGGACUAAAUACAACAAAGACUUAACUGCAACUGAAGCUCAUGGGAAACCAGUACUCUUCGUACUGUCUCUAUCUGUAUUUUUCAUUUGAAUAACCUUUUUUUACUAAAAGACUUUUCCAUAAGAGUUUAGCAAGAGUAAAGCAACAAGACAAACAUUGUGACAUAAGUAGGCAAAAUGGUGUUAAUGUUCUCAUGUUGGUGCUGAUAAAUGGAUCACCUCAUCACUGCUGACUCACUAGCAGGUCAGUGAUACCAGGCAUCAUUCUAUGGAGGAUGGGAACACCGUUAACCUCAAAACCGUCAUUGUAACUUGCAUUUCCUCUUGAAUGAAACCAAAGACCAGAGUUGAACUCACUGAAUACUUAAUAAAUGUACUGAACAGUAGAAGUUUGAAAAGCUAACCUAAAACAUUGCAAGUUAGUGUUCACAAGUUCAGUUACAGUUCUACAGCAUAACAACCUACAAAGGACAUUGUAAUUCGUAUUAGCUCUUUAAUGCAAACCUCAAAAUGUCUUACUGAACACUUAACUGUAACAUAAGUAAGAGGAACUAACCUAAAGCCAUGAUUGAUUUAAAAUGUAUGUACUUUUGAAUGCAAACUUAAACACUUCAGUGUAACAGAGUGAGUCAUUAAACCAUAAACUAAACUAAACCCUAAACUAUACAUUGUAACUUAAACGUAUUCAAUUUUAAAUGAGAUACAGUAAAUGUGUCACUUGAACCCUAAACAUUUUAAGUUAAAUCUGCUGAAUUUGAAGUGUUGUAUUGUACUUAAAUGUCUAGUUUACAUGCUGUAAAACCCACUAGCACUGUCAACUCAGAUAAAUAAGUAGAACAAACUUAUUUUAAAAAAAGUUAAUCUCACUGGAGUGUACCAAGAAAAACGUAAACAUCUAUUAGGUUCCAUUGUUUUUUUUUCAAGGCAAUAGUUUUGCAUGUUUUUUAAAGUAAGGUUAACUAAUAAUUAUCCAUUGUAAAUGAAAUGCAUCAUCACUGACUAAAUAGUUAACACCAAGCACAUCCUAUUAGUUUUAUUUUGACAAUGAACUUUUAUCAUUGAUAGGAAGCAUAGCUUUUAUGUAACUGUUUCAGGUUAUUGUUUUGCCUGUCGAUAAAGUGACUCACCAAUCAGUCCAUGAGAGUAUCUGGUCUUGACCUGUUUUGCCUUGACUGAUGCAUCAUUUCAUAUGAGCUUCUCCAGGAGUGAAAGUACAUGCAGCUGCUCCUUUUGGACCUUUAAUUAUGUAGUGCUUUAUUUAUGGACAGACCACAAGACCUUUUGACUGUGAUCAGUUGGAGCUCAGUACAGCAUCCAAAAGAUUUUUGUCCUUUUUUCCUCAUUGCUUUAAACUUUGGCUGAUUUCAGGCUUCAACUGCCUGAGUCACAUCUUUACAUUUCCCGUGAUGACGUACAUUAACCUGAAGUAACCCUGUCACUCAAACAUGGCAGUGACUCAUCUUGAGCUGGAGCUUUUCUACCAGGGGAAUAAGUUACGCGGCGUGACGUGGAAGCUAACACGCUCAGAACAUGGAUUUCUACCCGAGAGCUCGUGGCUCAUCGCUCUGCAGGUCGUGGUACCCUUCCUGGUGUCAGGCCUUGGACUGGUCUUUGCUGGUGUCGUCAUGGACAUCAUACAACACUGGGAUGUGUUCAAGGUGAUCACAGAGGUGUUCAUUCUGGUACCUGCACUGGUUGGACUCAAAGGAAACCUUGAGAUGACCCUAGCUGCCCGCCUCUCCACUGCUGCCAACACGGGACAAAUGGAUGACCCACAUAAACAAUGGACCAUGGUGUGCAGCAAUCUAGCACUAAUACAGGUACAAGCGACGGUUGUAGGCUUCCUUGCUGCUGUUGCAGCUGUUUGUUUAGGUGCAAUUUCCAGAGGGGGAAUUGAACUGGACCAGGCAGCUGUUCUGUGUGCCAGUAGCAUCGUCACGGCGUUUGUGGCUGCUCUCUCUUUAGGCUUGUUGAUGGUCGGUGUGAUCAUUGGCUCCAAGAAGGUAGGAAUCAACCCAGACAAUGUGGCCACCCCUAUAGCUGCCAGUUUGGGGGAUUUGAUCACCCUGUCCCUGCUGGCUGGAGUCAGCAGCAUCCUUUAUGAGCACAUAGAUACAUGGUACAUAUCCCCCCUGGUGUGUGUGGUUUUCCUGGCUCUGAUUCCACUCUGGGUGGUGGCAGCCCGGCAGAACCCUCAGAGCAAGGAGGUUCUUUACUUGGGGUGGCAUCCUGUUUUAGUAGCCAUGUGUAUUAGCAGUCUUGGAGGCUUGAUACUGGACAAGACGGUCAGUAAUCCCAACUUUGAGGGGAUGGCUGUUUUUACACCAGUUAUAAAUGGGGUUGGUGGCAACUUGGUGGCCAUUCAGGCCAGCAGACUGUCCACCUACAUGCACCUCUGGAGCAUCCCUGGGGUGUUACCCUACAAGAUGAGGCAGCACUGGCCCAAUCCCUACAUGUCAUUCUUUUCCUCAGGUUUGAACUCCAAAUCAGCACGUGUGCUGCUGAUGUUGGUCAUGCCAGGUCACCUGGUCUUCCUCUACGCCAUUUCUCUGUUGCAAGGUGAUGAAGUGCCAAUCACUUUGACCUUUGCCGCUUGCUACCUUUGUGCUGCUCUGCUCCAGGUGGCCAUCUUGCUUUAUGCGGCUGACCUCAUCGUCCGCACGAUGUGGCGGCGAUCCCUGGACCCUGACAACUUCUCCAUCCCUUACCUGACGGCCCUGGGGGACCUGCUGGGCACAGGCUUUCUGGCCUUGUGCUACCGCUGCGUGUCACUGGUUCACGAUCAAGAGCUCUAAAUCAUCUCCUUUUUAGCUCCAAACUGACGUCGACACUGUCCCGUUACCCUCAGUUACCCUCUAUACACACAGAUGGACAAUAAGCAUUUCCUGCCAUGCUAGGGAAGCAAAGUCAUUACAUUUAUCAGAUGGAAAGACUGCACAGAUAACACAUUUAUCAGCCAUCAUCGCCAUGGGGCCUUCCCAUUGUUUAAAAGUAUCUUGCAUUGUCGACCAUUCCUCUGAUUUUAGAAGCAAGUGAAGGGGAAGGGUGGGAUGCUCACCACGUCUCCCACCUUGUUUGUUUUUUUUAGGAAUUUUCAAGCUGUUGUAUGUGUGCAACCACAAGACUGGUGACUAUGAAGCCUUUCAAUUCCGCCUCCGCUGUGACAACAUGCUGUGCACAGACAUUUGUAGGAACGCUCAAUGUAGUUAGUUGUAGUUAGUUAGUGAAUUCUUCUUAAUGUCAAAAUCGUUUAUCUUCUAAAAAUGUUCUAAAAAAGGAGGCAUGAGUCCUGUCUUACAGUACAUGUUUGUUGCAUUGUGUGUUCACCAGAGAGCACUGUGACCCCACUGUUGGCAGCACUUUGGCCGUUGCAGCUUGAUAUCAAACUCCAUCAUUUAACCCAAGGGUGUCCACAGUGUGGGCAUUUUCAACUCACAGCUUGUAUUUUUAUUGGCUUUUGGCAUAUUCUUAAAAAUAAAAUGAAUUAUUAAUGAGAUCUCUUAUUAGAUAUCGUGUACAUUCAUUACAUUCAUUUGUCAAACAAUAAGACUAAAUCCAGCAAGUAAGGUCCAGAUGGGAAAAAAAACAACAUAAAAUUGUGCAAAUUGGAAAUAUUUUUGGUUGGCAGAAUUUUAAUUCAACAAUAAAUCACUUUUCUGCCAGCUGCACUGUAUAAACAAUCAUUAACUGUAUACAUUGGCAUAAUUAAACCAUGAUUAUUAGAAACAUACAUUGUUUUAAUUAGAUUACAUUGGUUCAUGUUAUAUUACAACAUUGGUUUUAAUUUGUAGUUUUUGACAAUAAAAGGUCAGAUCAGCGAAUGACGCAUCGAGGCCUGGAUGUACAUUGAAAGUUUGGCUCGGAAAGGUUAAGUCAUAAUUUCAGUAGUAUAAAAAAUGCACUUUAUCAUAAAGAAUGUUUUUCACAAAGCGUCUCCCUUCCCUUUCUUACAUCCUCAGCCUUAGUGUUCAAAAUAUGAAUAAAAACUAUUGCAACCAGGAGCACUGUAUGGGGGAGAAAAGUUAGACAAUGCCCCCCCAUACAGCGCUCUCUGCUGUUGAUCCAAUUAAAUCUCCAGGCCACUCUAUGAGGAAAUAUAGUAUUGUUUUUGCGUCUGUAAUUGUGUAGUGGGAAACCAUGGCAACAUGCUCACAUGUAUUACACAUGUACGCAGGGUUUCCAAAUGCCUUAUUUACAGAUCAUACAGUCACCUCAACCUCUAUGCCUGCAAAAUGAAAACACAGAAAGAAAACGUGUUCAAUCGAAAUGUGAUGUUUGCCACAUUUGUAUUUGUGUGCUUUUGUUUUGUUGUUAUAUUUUAAUUACAAAAAAACAUAACAGUGUGCUGAAAGUAAUUUGGCACCCACAUCUCAAGCGAAACCUGAUAUGUCGGUGAGAAUGAUUGAAAAAAAAAAUACAUUGCUGUUAUGGAAAAAAAAUAUAUAUAUCAAGGUUUGCACUUUAAAGUUCUACUUGUAGUUCACCUGCAGAUUUUAACGUAGAUCUGCAGCGAUCAUUGUGACACCUGGAAAUGAUAUAAAACGACACAUUUCUUUUAGGAGACAUUGUCAUAAACUGUAGAAUAAAGUACACAACUUUACUUUGCAAAUGAAGACCAUUGUAAUUGUGUUGAAAAAAAGCUAUACCAAACCAGAAAGCCUUACUAGCAUCUGUGUAAAGACCGAUAUAUUUGCAUUCCAUGGCUACAUUGCUAUGCGGCGGUGCUGUUGCUAAAGGUGUAUUCAGUCGCUCCAUGUGGUGGAAGCCAACAAGGGAAGCUCUGACCCGACCGGGCUUCACUUGAGCUCCCACCACAGUCAUGCACUUGUUUAUUCAGCGAGGCUGCUCAAUGCAGAACAGGCCGUGGUAGAGGUGGUGGGAUUGCAGGCUUUUACUGGAAGUUAGGCAGUGAGUGGAAGCUGAAGUGGAAACGACCCAACAUCAGCACCCAAACUCCAUUAAUAAUAGGGGUGGGACAAAAUAUGACUAUUGCGGCAUAUACCUGUACUGUAGCAAAAUAUCUAACAACUGCUAUUUCAUGUAUGUGUGCUGAAGCGUAAGUCCGCUUUAACAUUUUAAAACAGGAAAUGUGCAACAUGAGUGAAAUAGUAGAUUUUCAUAUCUGCGACUAAAUUUGUCUCAUAACAGUUUGUGUCUGUACUAAGUGAAUGUUUUUAUUAAAUGAUUUAGGGAUGAGCUUUUGCGUGAUGCAAUUGUUGCA
Messenger RNA from Dunckerocampus dactyliophorus (ringed pipefish), 10757 nucleotides. Its product is annotated as solute carrier family 41 member 1-like. NCBI's taxonomy places the organism in Eukaryota, Metazoa, Chordata, Actinopteri, Syngnathiformes, Syngnathidae. The record is from RefSeq and is a predicted model, not a curated record. Gene Ontology annotation, biological process: monoatomic cation transport. Gene Ontology annotation, cellular component: plasma membrane. The transcript has 10 exons. Gene Ontology annotation, molecular function: monoatomic cation transmembrane transporter activity. The coding region runs from base 6982 to 8331 and encodes 449 amino acids.